Molecule: messenger RNA, 1734 nt
Organism: Menidia menidia (Atlantic silverside)
Lineage: Eukaryota; Metazoa; Chordata; Actinopteri; Atheriniformes; Atherinopsidae
Source: the annotation of a GenBank genome assembly
AUGAGUACGAACUUGGAGGAGCAGGAAGACGAGCUGCUUGCACUACAGAGUAUUUUUAGUUCGGAUGAGUUUGUCCGGGAUGAGUCAAAACCUGCCGGAGAAAUCCGAGUGUCUGCGGAGAUACCAGCAGAUUUCAUUGUCUCUCUGAAAGACGGUACCACACCCAGGCAGUAUAACAUUGCUUUCCUCCCUCCUCUGUUUCUGACCUUUGAAUUUCCUGAGGACUACCCUUCCACUUCCCCUCCCUCCUUCAACCUCACCUGCAGCUGGCUCAGUUCCACUCAGCUGACUUCUCUCAGUGCCCAGCUUGUCGAGCUCUACCAGGCCACUGGGGGCGCUGUGGUGCUGUUCUCCUGGAUACAUUUUCUGAAAGAAGAUGUCCUGAAACUCCUGGACAUCUACGCUUUGCUGGAGCUACCUUCUGAUGAACGCAGUUCUCUGCAGAUUACUCAAUGCAAAAAGCCCUCAGAGGCUAAUAAUGAUGAACACACUCCAAAGCCACAUCUUUGUGGAGCAGACCAGCUGCUGCCAUCUGGAGAAAUUCAGCAGAAUUCUUCCCAGGGAGCUUCAGGGCUGGACUCCUGCGAGGCUGACCAACAUGAUUUCACUUCCUACGUCAGUCAGAUCAGCUUAAACUCAGAUUAUCCAAAAACUCUUUCUUUGGAGACUGUCGCUGCUCAUGCACCAGAUUUGAAAGCUUUCCAAUGUUCUGAAUUUAAGGUUGACUGCCAGGAUGAUCCCUUCUUAGCUGUUGGCAAAUCUGAACUCAUUCCAUUUCUCCAGUCUGACAGAAUUAGUGAGGAGGAUGUCUUAAACGAAGGGAAUCUUUCAGAUUCAGCGUUGGCUCCUUCAACUUCCUCAAACCAACUGCAUCCAUGUAAUCAGGCAGUAGCCUCUUUAUCACCCCCCCUUUCAGAUUCAUCUCCAAAAAAAGCCUUAAACCUAUCUGGUCUGUCUUUAACUCCAUCACAACUUCUGCUGUCCCAGAUUUUAAUCCAUGACGCGGCACAGAAGCAGAAAGUGUUUGACACUACGGUGUUUGAGUGUGGUGUCUGUUUUAUGAGUUGGCUUGGGUCAGACUGUGUGCAGCUGUAUGGGUGUGGUCACAUCUUCUGCCGGGCCUGUCUCAGGGAGUUCUGUCACGUCCAGAUAACAGAGGGAAACGUAAAAGGUGUCACCUGUCCUCAGGCAGACUGCACAGCGACCCCGACACCUUCACAGGUGAAAAACCUUGUUGGAGAGAAGCUAUUUAGCCGAUAUGAUCGUCUUCUUCUUCAGUCUACACUUGACAGCAUGUCUGAUGUUACGUAUUGUCCUCGGACUUCUUGUGGUUCGGUUGUGAUUGGGGACCAGUCCAGCAGAGCAGCUUUAUGUUCUGUGUGCAGCUUCGCCUUCUGUGUCAACUGUAAAAAGACCUACCAUGGAACAAACAAGUGUGAUGAAGAGAUGGAUCUAACUAACGAGCAGAUUAGUCAAGGUGCACUGCAAGUCCCACUGUCAGACGAGGGGAUCAGGGCUCUUCUGGAUGACUAUAAUACCGGCAGUAAACAAAGGAGACGCCUUCUGGAGAGCAGAUAUGGCCGCAAAACGUUAAAAUCAAGUUUAGAUUCAGUUCUGAGUAACAAGUGGAAGGCUAUCAAUACCAAGGCCUGUCCUGACUGCUUCUGCCCAAUAGAGAAGGACGGCGGAUGUAACCACAUGCGUUGUACUCAUUGUAAUCAUUCAUUCCUCUGG